Mauremys mutica (yellowpond turtle) is the source of this 1658-nucleotide messenger RNA. RefSeq lists its product as uncharacterized. NCBI's taxonomy places the organism in Eukaryota, Metazoa, Chordata, Testudines, Geoemydidae. The record is from RefSeq and is a predicted model, not a curated record. The coding region runs from base 830 to 1522 and encodes 230 amino acids. The transcript is spliced from 12 exons.
AGGUCUUCGGAAAGUUCUUCUCAGAGGGACAGAGAAGAUACUUCCUCCAUUGCUACGUGGUCUGCUCCUCACCUACUCCCUCCUGGGGGAAGCCAAGGGGACAAGCCAGUCGAUCGCCCAGUGUCAUCACCCUGCCUGCUGGCUGGGCAGGGUAACUCCUCAGGUCACCAUCCUCUCCAGCCUGCCUUGGGCUUGGGGAGUGAGGAGGAGGGCGAGGGACAGCUGGUGACCCUGAACAUCUGCCAUCCAUCACACCGUCACCUAGAGCAAGAUGGCCAGGCUCCUGAGGAUGUUCAGGAAGAAGGCUUGGCAGGUGGCCCCAGAGCCUGAGAGAAGCAGCUGCCAUCUUUCCAAGGAGCAGAGCAGCCCCUCCAUACCCGCUGGCGGGGAAGCAGCUCCCCUCCAGGCCAGGAGGUGGAAGUGCCCAGCCUUCUGGCAGAGGAAACCAGCUCCCAACACAGGUGCCGAGCUGGGAGAGGCACCAACCAGGCCCAAAUGGAGCUGGCUCAGGAUGCGGCUGCGCAGGCAGGACCCAGCCCAGGAGAGGAGAUGGGCAGGGUGGUCCUGGGGCUUGUUGUGUGGGAAGCACCGGCUGCAGGAGCCCAGCCCUGAUUCCCAGCAGGAGGCAUCGCCCUGCCCGGUCUCUGAGGACCUUCCAGCCUCCCCAGGACAGGAGGUGGAAGAUCCUUGUCCCAGCACCAGCAGCUUGGCCCGUUCCCCAUGGGGCAGAAGCAGCUCCUGGAACUCUGGCAGCAGCGAGGCCGAUGAGCGCUGCUGCUUUGUUCCAGGGACCCCCAGGGACUCAGAGGAGGAGGAGGAAUGAGUGGACAUGGCCACAAAUGAAGCUGCUCUCAAGGUCAUCAGAGAGCAGCUCCAGGGCAGAGAAAAGGAUGAGGCGCAGCAGCGCAUGUUCCUGCACGCCAUCCACCCCGCGUGUCUCGCUGCACAGCAGAGAGGGCAGGAAACACUGGAGCUGCACUGCUGCAAGGCGGCUGUGGUGGAGAGGAUUGUGGAGCUCAUUGAGGAGCUGCCUGAUGACACUCCACCCGGCGCCGUCCUCGCCAACUCCCUGAUUGCUGUGGGCAACCUCAGCACCAUGAAACCUGCCCUGGAGCCAGAGCUGGAGACACACCUCUUGCAAGCUGCCCUGCAUGCUGUCUUUACCCUGGGCACAGAGAAGGACACCACCCAAGUCCAGGCUCUACACAAGAUCAUGCCAGAGCUCCUGGAUGCCAUGCUGGGGAACCUGCUGUUAGAGUCCCCAGAAACAGGCUCCACUACAUCUUUGAGCACGUCAACUUCUGGAUCGUGUCCCAGGAGAGAGCCAGGGCCAUUAAGAGCAGCACGGCCCUGCUCAGAUACACCCUCCCUGAGUUUGAUAACCCAGCAGAGUUCCCCAGGAUGGGUCACCAUGUGGCACAGCUGGCUCUGUUCAUCAGUGACCCAGCCAAGGACAUCAGCCGGCAGCCCAGGGAAGGGAUUUACUGGCUCUACCAGCUGCUGCUGCACCAGAGUGGGCUGACCAUCCAUGAGGCAGAAGAUCUGUGCUGUUGGGACUGGCACCAGGACAGCAGGCUUCUGGGCUACAGGAACACAGCCAGGGUGGGGGAGGUCUUCGGAAAGUUCUUCUCAGAGGGGCAGAGAAGAUACUUCCUCCG